Molecule: messenger RNA, 3144 nt
Organism: Symbiodinium sp. CCMP2456
Lineage: Eukaryota; Dinophyceae; Suessiales; Symbiodiniaceae
Source: the annotation of a GenBank genome assembly
AUGGGCUCCGUGGAGUCUGUGGCGGACGCUGUUUCAAGCUGUACACAGAUACCAUCGCUGAGCAAAGAAGAGAUUCGACCGCCAUGGGCUUUGGCACAGGCAGACAAGUUUGACUAUGAAGAUUGUCCUUUCUGCGACCUGCGCCGGCAUCAUUGUGUCUGGCUCCGCAGUGAAAUCAAACGUCUCAAGUCAGAGGUUGCUGCUGUUCAGACCACCAUCCCGCCACGGCUUUAUCCCGAGUUGCGCCAACAGCUGGAGGCCGAGCCGCUGCCACCAUCAGGCUACACUGGAGGCGUGGAUGACAUCUCGGCCAGUAGUUGCCCUCGCUGCCCGGAACAUCGCCAAGAGGUAUUGGAUCUCCAGGCAGAGGCCAACAAGUGGGAUGCCGAGUGCAAGGCCCGCAUUGAGUUCCGAAGAGGACGUGCCAGAAAGAUCGAAGACAUGCUCAUUGAGAAGCGCCAAAUCGAGGCACGGCUCUUCAGCACGGGCACCGGCACUGCUAUGGACGACGGCCAUUUCUUUGCCAUCACAAGGGUGAAUCUGGCGGACGAGGAUGUGAUGACCACCGCUGCGGCGAGCUUGGUCACCUCCGCCUACAGUCGCCCGGCGCCUCCCACGGAGCCUCCACCCAUGCCACCAUCUGGAGCGCCACCGCUGCCGGGUGUGAGCUUCGGGCUGGGGCAACUGGGCCCAAGCAUGGGGCCUGUGCCCAACCGCGGUUUGGCACCACAACCUGUAGGUGGCCGCCAGCCGUGCGGCUGCCAGGCCAUUGGUGCGGGAGCUAUUGGUGCGGGACCCAUCGGUGCAGGAACCAUUGGAGGGGCGAUCGCUCCGCCAAUGGCACCGUCGCCGCCUGACUGGGGACUGCCUCGCCAGGACCUUCACCAAAUGCAACAACAGCAACGUUUUCCCGCACAAAUGCAACCUCAAGCCCCACAAGCUCCGCAAGCUCCACAAGCUCCACAAGCUCCAGCUGCCGCCCCACAACCCCCACAAUCCCCCCAAGCCCCACAAGCCCCAGCGGUGCAGCCUCAAGCAUUCCAGCCCAAGGCUGUCGGACGCCCGGUGGUGCCUCCAGACACCGUAACGUCGCAAGAGCGACCUGCGCCUGAGGUGCCGCGUCGCGAGUCUCGUGAGGUGCAACCACCGGAGCCAGCCCGUGAGGCAGCAUCCGAGCCCCAGCCUUCGCGUGAUGUGCGUGAUGGCCCAACCCGUGACCGAGACACCCGCGCUCCAGUCGGAGCUUCGACAGGCCCGACGCUGGAGCGCAAAGGAAGCGCCGGGGGAAAGUAUGUCCCGCCUGGCUCAGGGGACCGCCCUGCGCCCCCGCCCCGCCCACAAGCCGACUCCAAACCUGUGGAGAAACGAUUCGAAGCCUCCGCAAUCGAGCGCCGCAGGCACAGCGUGGAUGCUUGGGAGGAGUCAGGCGGCCCCAUUCGGGCAAAACCGGCGCCGUCACACUCCACAGGCCCUUCGACUUCUGACGACAAGGACUCCAAAGCCCGCAAAGAGCUGCUCCACGCAGUCUUCCGUGCUUGCGAUCUCAACGGCGACGAUUGGCUCAGUGAGGGUGAGUUCCGCAACAUCGCAAACUUCUAUGGCUUCAAAGGGGACAGUGAGAAGUGGGCGGAGGAAUUCAAGAAGUUGUGCGAGGAGCAUCGUGCGAACCCUAACAGGGGAAUCAGCUUCACGAUGUUCACGAACCUGCUGAACGACCAACAGGGUGGAUUGCACGCCGACAUGGACGACCUCCAGAAGAUGCUGUGGGCCAAGGACGCGCAGCUGCGGCGUGAAGAAGAGAUGAAACUCAUCCAGGAGCACCCCGGAGAUGUCACCAUUGGUGGCUGGCUGAUGUAUUUGGAUUACGUCAAGCGCGAGAAGGCCGCAAAGCAGGAGGAGCGGCAGCUGCGCCUCGCGCGGUUGCGGCCGCGGCCUCGCAAGCCGUGCGCGCGCUCGGACCUGGCCGAGAGCUUGGGCGGUGCCCGAGAGGCCAGCCACACCUCGAUGAACCUCAUGACCUCCGUCCCCAGCACCGCGAGCUUGCGAACCGUCACGGCACCAAUGGUGAUCGAAGACCGCACGCCCACGCCCGAGCGGUGUGAGGAGCCGACAGUGGACCCUGGGUCACCUCGCUUGGCUGAGCCCCGCGUGCGCGACGAGAUUCCGGAGAACGUACGCAAGCUGUACAGCAAGUUCCGUGGUCCACUGAUGCUGAAGUACUUGAAGGAGCUCGCGUCCAGUGACCAGGUGACUGGCUGGCGGCUCUUCGAGGUUUCCCGUUCGCGGGAGGACUCCACCGAGGAAGCGCUCAGCAAUGACCGGGAGAAGGAAUUCCAGCGGCGGGCGCAGCAGCACCUGGCCAGGAGGCAGCGGCAAAGACGCAUGCACCAGGUGGCCGCUGAGGUGCUGAAGGGGAAGCGAGAGUUGUCCGACUGCUUCAAGGUCUGCCAGGGCGGGGUCGGGACUGUGCACUGGUACAACAAGCAUGGUCAGCUGGCAGAGCAGAUCCGUCUUAAUGCGGUGCAUGAGCAUCUCUCGGAGAUCAAGCCGUCCCAGGCGAUGAAGAUCCUCUACGAUUUGGACCAGCAAGCGAAGGAGACUUUGACAGACCCUACCGGAUGGAUCAUCAAUCAGGCGAAGCUGCGCAAGCAGGCAAACGAGACCAAGGGCAAGGGAGACGGCAAAGGAGAGAAGGACGGCGACCACAAGGGCAACAACAAGACCGAAGGCAAAGUUGAGGCUGCAAGCAAGGAUGCCGUACCCGAAUGGCGCAGCCAGAAGUCCGAGGAACUCGAUGAGAAGAACAACAAGACAGGAGGCAACAAAGGUGCUGGAAAAGGCAAGGCUGACGAAGGCGAAGAGCAGGAGACCGAUGAGUUCCGUGCCAAGAUGAAGAGGACCAUCAACUGGUACAAUCGCCACGGAGGCCUCCUGGCGCCGAUCCGUUUCCAGGAAGUGAUUCAGACCCUGGGCAUGACCGACCCCCGGGUGGCCAUGAGGAUCCUCAAUGACUUGGACCAGGCCAACGCUGAGGCUGUUUUGCAAGAUCCCACAAAGUGGAUCAUCGAGGAGUGUCGCAGGCGUGCUCGGGCCUUGGUUACACCAGUGUCUGUAUCGCCAGCAGGCUUCGGGCCUUACGGUUAG